UUUUUGUUUUUGUUUUUCAUAUUUUCUUAAAUUACCUUUUCUCUUAGACAAGGACACAAACAAAACAUGCAAGAGCUGCUUCUUUGGGUCAAAACCGGCACACACUGAAGCCAAAAAUACAUCAAUCAUCAAUAAAGAUACACGCAAAAAAAUCAGGCCUGUUAGAAUCGACAAAAUAUUUUGUUGUUUUCACAUGACGAUUUUUUGUUGAAACAGAUCUCAAAACCAACUGAAACAACUCAAAAUUUUGAGUUGAAUCUACUCUGUUUGUUUUGUCAAAUCUUUUUGGAAAUAUCAACCAAAUUAUUGCGUUGAUUCUACAAUAAUCGGCGUUGAAUCAACUUAACUAUGUUUUUUGAUUUUAAUUAAAUUAAAUGCUGUUUACACGUGCCCGCUAUAUGUCAAAAUGUUAAGUUUUUCUUGAAUUUGAUUUGAGUGGACAAGUUUUGUUCCGUGCGAGAAUUUCAUUCGUGUGUUUGAUCCCGAUCCCGUCGCUUACGGCGAGCGAAGUUUUAUACAAUGCGAGAAGUCAGUGCGCUAUUCGGGCAGAAUUCACCUCCACCAGCUAGGCCACCUCAUCAGCAACAAUUGAUAUGCGCAAGUUGCCAUCUCUAGAAGUUAAAGAUGUUUUGCAGAUUCACGAAACUCCCCAACCACUCGACGGAACAUGCUUGACCUCUGCGGAAAAUAACGUAACCACGGUUUACCGGAACGCCAAUGACAACAUGGCUCAUUCAACGCGGGAGGCAACUUUACAAACUCGUCGGUUCAUCAGGAGGCGGCGGUGCCACCACCCAGACGGAAAAGGGGGGCGCCUGGCGGGCGUUUUGUCUUGGGCGCUGCACUUAGCUGCGCAAGACGUCUGGCAGAUUUUCCCCCCGACUGGCCCAAGAAUGUUGCCAGAAUUCUGGCGAAUAUGCAACAAACCGGUCGUGCACGGUUCAACCGAUUGAACCGAUUGGUUUUUGUGCCAGACAGCUGUGAGUUAUCCCGCCAGAUUUUCGCCAGAUUCGUCGGGCGUCACGCAAA
Culex quinquefasciatus (southern house mosquito) is the source of this 1029-nucleotide messenger RNA. RefSeq lists its product as uncharacterized. NCBI's taxonomy places the organism in Eukaryota, Metazoa, Arthropoda, Insecta, Diptera, Culicidae. The record is from RefSeq and is a predicted model, not a curated record. The coding region runs from base 594 to 953 and encodes 119 amino acids. The transcript has 2 exons.